Molecule: messenger RNA, 1128 nt
Organism: Dovyalis caffra
Lineage: Eukaryota; Viridiplantae; Streptophyta; Magnoliopsida; Malpighiales; Salicaceae
Source: the annotation of a GenBank genome assembly
AUGCUUAGUAGUAGUAAGGGAUUCAAUAGUAACAGGGCAUCAUCGAGUAUGGUUUCUGGAUCAAGAAUCUCCACUUUGUUACUCUCAAUGUUUGCUACUUUUGCUUCCAUUUAUAUUGCUGGCAGGUUAUGGCAGGAUUCACAAAACAGGGUUUAUUUGAUUAAGGAGCUUGAUAGGAUAACUGGACAGGGCCAAUCUGCAAUAUCAGUGGAUGAUACAUUGAAAAUAAUAGCCUGCAGGGAACAACAAAAGAAGUUAUCAGCUCUGGAGACAGAAUUGUCCGCAGCUAAGCAAGAGGGUUUUACUUCAAAGCUCUUAACAGAGAAUGAUGGGGCUCAUGCAAAGAAAAGGCAUCUUGUUGUGAUUGGGAUAAUGACAAGGUUUGGCAAUAAGAACAAUCGGGAUGCCGUCCGAAAGGCAUGGAUGGGAACUGUCUCAAAGUCAACCUCCGUCCUUUCAGGUGCAAUGUUGAAAAAAAUGGAGAAUGAGAAGGGCAUAGUUGCACGCUUUGUCAUUGGUAGAAGUGCAAAUCCUGGGGACAAUUUGGAUCGUAGUAUUGACAAGGAAAACAGGCAGACUAAUGACUUCAUCAUUCUUAAUGACCUUGUGGAGGGAACAGAGGGCCUUCCCAAAAAGGCUAGAUUGUUCUUUGCUUAUGCUGCUGAUAGAUGGGAUGCGGAGUUUUAUGCUAAAGUUAAUGACAAUAUCUAUGUGACUAUUGAUGCUUUAGGAACUGCACUGGCAGCUCAUUUUGACAAGCCUCGUGUUUAUAUUGGUUGUAUGAAAUCAGGCCAAGUUUUCUCCGAACCGGGUCAUAAAUGGUAUGAACCAGAUUGGUGGAAGUUCGGGGAUAAGAAAUCGUAUUUUCGUCAUGCUUCAGGCGAGAUGUAUGUUAUAUCACGAGCCUUAGCUAAAUUUGUGUCAAUAAAUAGAUCUAUUCUUCGAACCUAUGCACAUGAUGAUGUCAGUGCUGGAUCCUGGUUUCUUGGGCUUGAUGUCGUACAUGUUGAUGAAGGGAAGUUUUGCUGCUCCUCUUGGUCAUCAGCUGAUGAAGACACUUCUGUAACGCUUUUUGAUUUUACUGGCCAGAGUUUUUUGUGGAGCAAAGAACUCCCUCCCUAUGUAUAG